AUGAAUAUUUCAAAUAAGAAUCUUUUAAAUUUAUCAAAUGAAAAUGAUCGUCAAACUGAAACAUCUCUUAUCUUACAUAAUUAUUUUCAAUUAUCGAUAAAACUUCAUGAUUUAUUUCAAAUAUGGUGUAAAUCUGAUGAAAGAUUUCAAAAUCGAUUAAUACCAAUUGGUAUACGUGUUUUAGCACAAGAUCCUCUAGAAAAUUUAAUAUCAUUUAUAUGUUCAAGUAAUAAUAAUGUACAGCGUAUAACAAAAAUGAUUAAAUUACUUUGUGAUAAAUAUGGAAAACAAAUUGGUACAUUGAAUGGUAUAACUUAUCAUGAAUUUCCAACAAUAGAUGAACUUGAUAAACCAAAUCUUGAACAACAUUUACGAGAAUUAAAUUUUGGUUAUCGUGCUCGAUAUAUUCAAGAAACAAUUAAAUAUCUUAAAUAUACUAUUAAUGAUUUAUUAUUUUUUGAUCGAUUAAAAUCUUUAUCAGUUAAAGAAGCCCGUAUUGAAUUAUUAAAAAUUAUGGGUGUUGGUAGAAAAGUUGCAGAUUGUGUUCUAUUAAUGUCAUUUGGAAAACAAGAUGUUGUACCUGUCGAUACUCAUAUACAUUCAAUAGCAGUAACAUAUUAUGGACAAAAAAAACAUUUACAUUUAACUACAAGUAAUUAUGAUGAUAUAUCUUCAUUUUUUGAACAACUUUGGAAACCAUUUGCUGGUUGGGCACAAGCUGCAGCAUUUUCUAAUGAACUUCGUUCGACAAUUAAUAAUAAAACUAAUAUAAAAUCAACAUCAUUGAAACGUUCAAUAAGUAGUUAUGAAACUAAUAAUCAAAAUCAAUUAGUAAAACAUAGAAAAAAAAAAUUAUCAAUUAAACAAGAAAUAAAAGACUGUUAA
Molecule: messenger RNA, 885 nt
Organism: Rotaria sp. Silwood1
Lineage: Eukaryota; Metazoa; Rotifera; Eurotatoria; Philodinida; Philodinidae
Source: the annotation of a GenBank genome assembly